Salvelinus sp. IW2-2015 is the source of this 2571-nucleotide messenger RNA. Its product is annotated as GTP binding elongation factor GUF1. The record is from RefSeq and is a predicted model, not a curated record. Gene Ontology annotation, biological process: positive regulation of translation. Gene Ontology annotation, molecular function: mitochondrial ribosome binding; GTP binding; GTPase activity. NCBI's taxonomy places the organism in Eukaryota, Metazoa, Chordata, Actinopteri, Salmoniformes, Salmonidae. Gene Ontology annotation, cellular component: mitochondrion.
UUGUUAGUAACCUUACAACCCAACAUGGCUGCGCCCGACGAAGCAUGUUUUUUUAUUUGAUUAAGUUUAGUUCUCCUUUAGACACAGUUAUAUGUAUCUGAUUUGGGUUUUUCAUCACACCUCUAGGAAUUCAUACAUUGCGAUUGAAAUGUAAAGAAAUGUAGCGUAUGUUGAUACGAUUUAACAGGGUCUGCGGCGUUAAAUUGGCUAGCGAUCAGGGCUAAUGUCAAUGCCCUGUACAGAAGCUUUAGCUAGCUAACGAAUUGAUUAACUAACGAACGUUAACAUGCAGCUGUCUUUAAUAAAACAUCAAGGGUGUGCAACACCUUUUUUAAGGCAUCUUUUGGACUUCAGAGUUKAUCAAACAAGACAAAGGAGCCAGUACUGUAACAUAGCUUGCACGGUCAUUAGACACCGAUGGAUGAAGAGGGCACCUGUUUUCUGCACACASAACACCACCAACAAGAUGAUCAGUACACAGGCUGACAAAGAGAGCAUAGAUAUGUCAAAGUUCCCAGUGGAGAGGAUCAGAAACUUCAGCAUCAUUGCUCACGUUGACCAUGGGAAAAGCACCUUGGCUGACAGGCUUCUGGAACUAACAGGUGCCAUAACCACGACAGAUAAGAAUAAACAGGUGUUGGACAAGCUGCAGGUAGAGCGAGAGCGAGGGAUAACUGUGAAGGCCCAGACAGCCUCCUUGUUCUACAAGUACCAGGGACAGACCUACCUGCUCAACCUCAUUGAUACACCAGGUCAUGUUGACUUCAGUUAUGAAGUGUCUAGAUCCAUCUCAGCGUGCCAAGGUGUACUGUUGAUCGUUGAUGCCAAUCAGGGGAUUCAAGCACAGACUGUGGCUAACUUCUACUUGGCAUUCGAAGCUCAGCUGACCAUCAUUCCUGUCAUAAACAAGAUUGAUUUGAAAAAUGCUGAUCCAGAGAGGGUAGAAAAACAGAUUGAGAAGGUGUUUGAUAUUCCAACUGAAGAAUGUAUUAGGAUUUCUGCCAAACUGGGCACCAAUGUAGAACAAGUCCUUCAAGAGGUGGUGAAACGGUUACCGCCACCAACCUUUAAAAAAGAGGACCCAUUCAAAGCCCUGGUGUUUGACUCCAACUUCGAUCACUACAGAGGGGUGGUGGCGAACAUCGCUCUUUUCGGAGGCUAUUUGUCUAAAGGAGACAGGAUCAUAUCUGCGUACCUGGGGAAAAGCUACGAGGUCAACGAGCUAGGCCUCCUCAGGCCAGAUGAGCACCCCACAGAUAGAUUGUACGCGGGCCAGGUGGGCUAUGUGAUAGCAGGUAUGAAGGAAGUGAAGGAGGCCCAGAUCGGUGACACCCUCUACCAUCAGAAACAUCUGGUAGAAGCUCUGCCGGGGUUCAAGCCAGCCAAGGCCAUGGUGUUUGCCGGGAUGUACCCUACGGACCAGUCAGACUACAGCGCCCUCCGCAGUGCCUUGGAGAAACUGACGCUCAACGACUCCAGUGUGACGGUCCAGAGAGACAGCAGUUUGGCACUGGGAGCAGGCUGGAGGCUAGGUUUCCUGGGCCUGCUCCACAUGGAGGUGUUUAACCAGCGCUUGGAGCAGGAGUACAACGCCUCUGUCAUAGUGACAGCCCCCACCGUGCCCUACAAGGCUAUCCUGUCCUCCGCCAAGCUCAUUAAGGAGCAUGGCAAGGAGGAGAUCACCAUAGUGAACCCAGCCCAGUUCCCAGACAGGUCUGUAGUGAAAGAGUACCUGGAGCCCAUGGUGAUGGGGACCAUCAUCACCCCUGAUGACUACAUUGGGAAAAUCAUGAGUAUCUGCUUGAAUCGCCGAGCCAUCCAGAAGAACAUGGUGUACAUUGACGACCACCGAGUGAUGAUGAAAUAUCUCUUCCCACUGAAUGAAAUUGUCGUGGACUUCUAUGACCUCCUCAAAUCCAUGUCUUCAGGAUAUGCCAGCUUUGACUAUGAGGAUGCAGGGUACCAGGUUGCACAUGUGAUCAAGAUGGAUAUUCUGCUGAAUGGGAAACCUGUGGAGGAACUCACCACUAUUGUUCACAAAGAUCGGGCAUACAGUGCAGGCAAAGCCAUGUGCGAGCGCCUGCAAGACGCCAUACCCAGACAGAUGUUUGAAAUCGCAGUACAAGCAGCCAUCGGCAGCAAAGUCAUCGCCAGGGAGACAAUAAAGGCUUACAAGAAAAAUGUGCUCGCAAAAUGUUACGGAGGCGAUAUAACAAGAAAGAUGAAGCUCCUGAAGAAACAAGCGGAGGGUAAAAAGAAGAUGCGGUAUAUUGGAACCGUGCAAGUCCCCAAGGAUGCCUUCAUCAAUGUUCUGAAGAGGAAAGACAAGUAGAAUAUCAGUAUCCUUAGUCAUUGAAGGUAUUUUUUGUUCAACAUAUUAACGAACAAUAUUGUUAACAUCAAAAUAACUUCAAUGUCCCAUACAUAAAGAUGUUACAUUUUAACAUUGUUUAUUCUUAUAAUGUAGAUCCCGUUGCCUAUGAAAACAUGUAACGAUUACUCAGUGAAAUACUGUAAGUGCAAGGUGCAAAUACAUCAAUGAUGUAAAUAAUAAAACAAGAUCAAAUGUUA